CCUCAGUCCGUUACCUUAACAGUACCACCCACAGCCAUAACCGUGGCCGAGAGCAUCUAAAUAAACCCGCCAAACACUGAAUUUUCACUCCGCGGCUAACUCUUGAAAUCCAUAUUCUCAAUCUGAAUCUCCAUUUCACUGGCGGCCACCACCAUCGUGCUUCAAACCCUAGCCUCGUUGGUGCUGCCGUCACUGUAAUCUCCAUCUCUGGUGCCACAAACCCUAGCCCACUCCGGCAACCAUAAAAGGGUAUGAACUGGUUGGGAAAGGGAAGAAGCGCCUUUCUUUGUUGUUUGUCAUUCAGGGGUGAUCCAGCUGUCUUUUUAUUCCUUGUUUGUGGGUUGCGCUUGCUGUAAGGAGGUUUUUGACUUUUUGUUCAUACACCUAUACUUUGAGGAGAGCUGAUUAAAAAGUGAUGGACAAGGAAUGGACUAAACAUCCACGGUUUAGUAAAGAAUAUAUCAAUGGUGUUCAGUCAUUUUUAGAUUUUGCCUACACUAAAGGAAGACCUCAGGGAGAUGAGAUUUUAUGUCCUUGUACUAAGUGUAGAAAUUGCUGUUGGACUACAAGAAAUGUGGUUGCAGAUCAUCUAAUAGCCAAGGGUUUUCUAAAAGGUUAUGAUGUUUGGGUCCAUCAUGGGGAGCCAAUACGAAGACGAUUUCCUAUGGAAAUUGAUGAUGACAUGGAAGACCAAGAGUACUCAAAUGAUGACAUUGGUGGCUUAUUGUGCAACACUUUUAGAAGUGUGGCCGAAGAAGAGGGAGUUAGCGAGGGUCCUAAUGAGGAAGCCAGAAAGUUCUACGACUUGGUUAAUGAGGCGAAACAGGUAAUGAAAAAGAAAGCUAGCUUAACGAAGAAGAUGAAUGCUCAAGACAAGGGUAAAAGGAGUACUUCCCAUUUUGAACCACCUGAAGUAAGAUCAAGUGUAUCACGUAAGCAAUUUCUAAUCAAGCUUGCGAAGCUAAUAAACAAUCUUGGAGGAACUAAUGUAGAUAAGACUGAAAUUGGAGGACCCAGUAACAAUGAAUACCAAGAAAAAGGAAGCAACCGACCUUCGUUUAUGAUUGCAUCCCAAGAACAAUUCAACUUGUCUAACUCUGGAGCAAGUGGCCAAUCAAGUUUAAAUUCAAAUAAGGUGCUUCAUCCAACCAAAAAGAGGUCUGGCGUUGCUAAAAUGACACAACCUAAUGUUCCUGAUCAAAACCAAGAUCCAACAAACUUUGUGAAUGCAACUAAAAAGUUAUUGACAACAGAAGCUUUAAUGGCUAAGAGUAGACGAUGUAGAAAAUUUAUGAUUCAAAGCAAAGGAUCUAUACAGAUUCAAGAUCCCAAGAGGCAGCCCAUGAAAAAGGCAGCUGUUGACAAUUCAAGGAUAAAGCAAACUAUGAAAAAUUCAGUGGCUGGAGAUGAUAAUUCCAGGGCAAAGCAGCAGCCCAUGAGAAGGGCAGUGGCUGAAAAUGACAAUUCAAGGGCAAACAAGCAAUCCAUGGAUAGGGUAGUAGGUGAAAAAGACAAAACAAGGACAAGGAAGCAGCUUGAGAAUAGGGCAGUUCUUGAAGAUGAUAGGCCAAGGACAAUGCAGGAAAGCGCUAUGAAGAAGACAAAAAUACUCCCAAUGUGCCGAUCAAUGUUAAUUGAUGAGUUUCUUAAAGAAAAUGAAGAAGUUGGUGAAGAAGAGCUAGGUGAAGAAUGUUCUGAUGAAGAACAAAAUGUCGUGGGACAAGAAGAAAGUGCAUACCCAGAGGAAGGUGGCAAAACAAAAGGUAACAUUAUUGAAGGGACAAGUAAGAAAAGAACACGAGGACCAACACAAUGCUUAAAAAUACAUGCAAGACAUCACAAUGAUCGUCAUGAAGUUGUCUUAGAUGAUGAUGGAGAGCCAAUUGGUCCCACUGGUCAAAUCGUGUCUGACUUGAGUCAUUUCCUUGGCACCAUAGCAAGGAAUGCAAAAUUUUGUCCUUUGAUAUAUACAAACUUCAAAGCUUUGGUCAAAGAUAAUGAGGACCUUAUAUGGGGAUAUGUUAAUGAUAAAUACAUUAUUCCUGAAAAAGGAAGAAGAGCAGUAUUUUCUCGCAUAAAUGAUGCUUGGAGGCGAUACAAAUGCUGUACCAAAAGAAACUAUUUUUUGAAGUACUCUAGUAUGAAGGAAAGGUUAAAAAACCGUCCCACAACUAUACCCGAAGCUCAUUUCAAGCAAUUGAUGACUUAUUGGAGAAAUAGUACUAUCCAAAGCAUUAGCCAAACAAAUGCUAAGAAUAGGGCUAAGCUAAAGUAUAUACAUCGUACGGGACCAGUAAAUUUUGCAAGGAUUCGUGCACAAUUGCGUGCAACGAAGGAAAAUGGAGAGGAAGUUACGCAACCUGAAAUGUUCGUUGCGACUCGCCAAAGCCGAAAAGGAAAAGAAGUGGACAAGGAAACGCAAAGUGUAAUUCCUAAACUUCAAGAUUCUGUUAAGAACUCAAGUGAAUCUGAGACAUUUCAAUCAUUGUUCGGCAAAGAAAAGUCUGGUAAGGUUCAUUGCUAUGGAAGAACCGUCACACCAUCUAUGUUUAAAAGAAAAGAAGAAAUUGCUGCUAUUAAGAAACAACACUCUAAUGAAAUGACUAGCGUUAAGAGGGAGAUGGAAGGAUUGAAAAUGCUUGUGAAGAGCUUGUUGUUGCAACAAAACCCAAACUUCGAUGAAGAGGAGGUGAAUGAUAUAAUGGGAACUGCUUUAGGCAAUGAAAAUAGUGCAACUCCGCAUUCAUCUACAUCGAACCAUGUUCGUCAUCCUGAAAAGUGUUUUGCUCUGCAGUGUGCGGAGGAAGGAGACACUCCUCAAGGUUUAGAAGAAGAGUGUGAGGACGAAGAAGAUAUUCCUCAAGGUAUUGAAGAAGAGGAGGAAGUUGAAGAUGAUGAAGAUGAAGAAGAAUAAUGCAGAUGAGAUGUAUGGAAGCCAAUUAUAUUUUGUAUCUUCGAUGAUUUGCUCUGAACUUUGGUGAUAACUACUUUUAUCUUGAUUUAUAUUUUUAUGAUCUAUGGCAAAAUUUGGUAUAAGCCUGAACUAGUGACUUAUUUUAUCUUA
Lotus japonicus is the source of this 3064-nucleotide messenger RNA. RefSeq lists its product as uncharacterized. The transcript has 11 exons. NCBI's taxonomy places the organism in Eukaryota, Viridiplantae, Streptophyta, Magnoliopsida, Fabales, Fabaceae. The coding region runs from base 416 to 2914 and encodes 832 amino acids. The record is from RefSeq and is a predicted model, not a curated record.